Juglans microcarpa x Juglans regia is the source of this 2281-nucleotide messenger RNA. Its product is annotated as UV-stimulated scaffold protein A homolog. NCBI's taxonomy places the organism in Eukaryota, Viridiplantae, Streptophyta, Magnoliopsida, Fagales, Juglandaceae. Gene Ontology annotation, cellular component: chromosome. Bases 51 to 2009 code for a protein of 652 amino acids. The record is from RefSeq and is a predicted model, not a curated record. Gene Ontology annotation, molecular function: RNA polymerase II complex binding. Gene Ontology annotation, biological process: transcription-coupled nucleotide-excision repair; response to UV. The transcript has 2 exons.
AAUUGAGAAUUCCAUGAUCCAUCAUCUGUAUUUUAGAUUGGUUGGGAUUAAUGGCAGCAAUGGAGAAGAGACAAGAGGAAGGGAGGGUUAGGGUUUUGAUAGAGAAGGCGACGAACUCCACGGCUCCGGAGGUUGACCCGCGACUUCUCAAGGCUAUCAAAUCGGUCGUUCGAUAUUCGGAUUCCGAGCUCCGACUCGCUGCCCGUACCCUUAUGGCCCUCAUGAAGCGGGAUCACUCUCAGGUUAGGUACCUCACGCUUCUCAUAGUUGAUGAACUCUUCAUGCGGUCGAAGCUUUUCAGAACCGUCCUUGUUGAGAAUUUGGAUCAGUUACUGAGUUUGAGUGUUGGGUUCAGAAGAAAUCUGCCUCUCCCUGCUCCACCAGCCGUGGCAUCUGUUUUGCGGUCGAAGGCAAUCGAAUUCUUGGAGAAGUGGAACACUUCCUUUGGGAUUCAUUACAGGCAGCUCAGAUUAGGAUUUGACUACCUUAAAAACACCCUCAAGUUUCAAUUUCCUAAUCUACAGGCACAUGCAGCACGGAUUCAGCAGGAGAGAAGUGAAAGGGAAAGGAGGUCAAAAGAGAUAUUACUAAACAAAUUUGAAAUGUUGAAGGAGAAUUUCUCAUCAAUAAAGGAAGAAAUAAAGUUAACGAUAGAUGAGAUUGGGGAGUGUUUAGACAUUGUCUGUACAAAAGAGGAAUUCAUGCCACCAGGUCCUUUAGAUGAUGAAGAUUUUGUGGAGUUUCGUUCAUCUGAACUGCUGGAAAUACGUCUCAAUACUUUAAAAGAAGGGGGAAAGGUUCAUGAAAACAGUGAAAAUAAAGUGGUUUUUGAUGCAUUGAGGGAGCUAUACAAGCUUUUAGUGACAAAGCAUUUGGUUUCAGUCCAAGAAUGGAUUUCCAUUCUUGUAAGGGUUGAAGUAGCAGACAUUAGGUUCAGAGAUUCUGUUUUGAAGGAGUUAAUCGACAUCCGAAAUAAUCUCAUAUCGGUGAAGAAGAAGUGUGAAGAGUCCGGUUGUGCUCUUGUGACAACUGCAAAUCAUGAUGAAGAAGAUGAAGAUUUCUGGGAGGAGGUUAAGAUUGGAUCACUUGAGAAUGGGAGAUCCGCUGUGCCUGGUAAGCUAAAUGAAGAUAUUUCCAUGGCGUCAACAUCUAGUGAGUUGAAAAAUAGAACUCCUGAAAGCAGUAACAGAGAUUGUAAUGACAAUGAAAUGCUCAAUCGUGAAGAUGAUGAAACCAAUUCAAACCCUUUGAGGGGUAAGCUUCUGGCUGAAGCUCCAGUGAUGGAGUGGGGCUCUUUCUUAGAUAACUGGGGUUCAAGCAGGGAGGUUUUGGCUAACCAGCGGGGAUUGGAGCUUGAGAGUCACUGGGGGAGAGUGGACUAUAAUGCAGUUAUUCCAGCUGAGAAAAUUGCAGAAUUAAAUGUUCAUGCAACUCUUUACAAAGAGGAGCCGACGGAAAUUCAACCAUGCCGUGCUCCUUUGAGGAGAGGGGGAGUUUGUCAGAGAAAAGAUUUGAGAGUUUGUCCGUUUCAUGGACCUAUUGUACCCCGAGAUGAUGAAGGAAAACCACUCAAUCAGAACUCUUUAAAAGAUGAGAUAACUCUUGAUUCAAGGAUUGAUUUAGUUGAGCAGUUAGCAAAACAAGCUGUGAGGAAUGUUCGUGAGAGAGAUAAAGAGGUAACAAACAAGAGAGAAAUUGAUAAACAGUCGAUGAAGCGCGCAAAGCUUGCCAAAAUCAGGGAGCACAAUGCAGCUGUUCUAAGGGAUGCUGCGUUGGCAUCAACGUCAAGAUCUGCAGAUAUUGGACAAGAUAUGGAGGUGACUAACAGUGAGACAUCCUCGGCCAGAAACAAAAAGGAAACACUGUCGUCCAUGCUGCGUAAGAAAGUUACAUCGAAAGAUAGGUUAGCUCAGAGGCUUUUGAAUACGAGAGUGAAGGAUGCGACAGUAAGAGAGCUUACAUCAGGUGAAGAUGCAAAUUACCGAGAAGCCUUUCCAAAUCAAUGGUAAUGGAAACUUAUGCUAUGCUUUUAGGCUAUUUUUGAGAUGUAUAAGAAUUACAUAGAUGCACAUGGUGGUUACAUACCAGCAGAUUCAGUUGUAUUAAAGGAGACUUUGGGAGUUGGUCUCUCUCACAACUGAUUGCAUGAGACUGAGGCGUGUAGCAGGUUUUGCUCGCCGGUCUUUUUGGACUAUCAGGUCUGAGGAGUGGUACAGAAUGAUGUUGUGGGCAACACAUUGGCCAAUUUGUAUUAUAUGUAUAAUUAUUUUUCCAUUUUAAC